UUUCUUACGCCGAGUUGCAGUUAUUACGGGGUUCUACGAUUGACUCUAUUUUCUUCUCAGAUGAUUUUCUCACUCGUCUUCUCAUCAUCCUGCGAUCCUUUGUAAUUUAUCGAGUGUUUCAUCACCAAUUGGUCUCUACAAACGUAUGUAAGAUAAAAAUCCAAACCCUAGAUUAUAUAUAAUGGAUGAAGAAUGCAAAACGACCGCUUUUGUGGACGUAGAGGAAGGUGAGAUCUCGGAUUCAGCUUCGGUUGAAGAGAUCUCUAAGGAGGCUUUCAAUAAGCAGGGAGACCCUUCGCCUCCCAUUUCUUCUGCUUCUAGUACUGCCGCUACAGCUGGGAAGGCGAAUUCGAAUGGCAAUGUUGCGAGUGACCCGAAACCUGCUCGUGUUUGGACAAUGAAAGACCUGUAUAAUAACUAUCCGAUCUCGAGGGAUUACGCUAGGGGUUUAUAUAAUUUAGCUUGGGCUCAGGCUGUUCAAAAUAAGCCUUUAGACGAGCUAUUCGUGAUGAAGAAAUCUGGGGCAGAUGCUUCGGAUAAGGGGAGCGGUGAGGAGAGUAAGAACGAUGCGAUUGUGAUUGAUGUAGAAGAUGGUGUUAAGGAAGACGAGGAGUUGGAGGAGGGUGAGAUCGAUUUGGAUUCGGAGGCUUUUGAAAACGGGGAUUUGAAGGAGGUUACUUCGGUGGCAAUGGUAGUGGGUGAUGCCGAGGAGAAGGUUAAUUUGAUUAAGGAAGAACUACGUAGUCUUACUGUAGAAGAAGCAUGGAAACCAUUCAAUGAAGCCUGCUCCAAAUUGCAAAGAUUGUUGGAUAGUUUGCACGAAAUUGUUUCUGAGAAUUCAUUGUCAGAGAAUGAAGCUUUGGCUGAAUUAUUUUUUACUGCUAUUCGAACUGCUAUAGCUGUGCUGUACUCUAUGAAACAGGUGGAGAAAGAGAAACAUAAAGACCCCUUAUCCAGAGUCCUUGUUGGUGCAAGUAGGAAAAUGACUCAACUUUUCUCCAAACAGCAGUUGCAUGAGGUGGGCAAGCUGUUGCAUUCUUUAGAUCUUUCAUCUAUUUCUUCGAAGAUUGAAGAUGGUGAUAAGGUCUCGGAGAUGAAAGUGGUUCAAGUGGUUAAUGAGAAUGAAUCAGACACAUCAUCUGUUACAGAUAUGUUUCAAGAUUCAGCAUUAAUGAACAGAAUGGAUUUGGAAUCAAUGACAGCAAAUGGUAUCAUUCAUAAUGAAUCUAAGAUGUCUAUUGAAUCUUCGAGACAGGCCUCUAAACUUAGAGGGUUAUCGCUUCCUUUGCUAGACCUUCAUAAGGAUCACGAUGCAGAUAGUCUUCCAUCUCCUACAAGAGAAACUCAGUCUCUCCUUCCUAGUGAUAAGGCAUUAUCAGGGGAACGUGGAGUAAUGAAACCUGAGUUCCCCUUUCCAAGAGGAGCUCUUCAGAUGAGUAAUUCUGUAAUGCAUCCAUACGAAACCGAUGCCCUUAAAGCUGUUUCCUCCUAUCAACAAAAAUUUGGCCGUAGUACGUUUUUCACGACUGACAGACUUCCAAGUCCAACCCCAUCUGAAGAUCAUGAUAAUGGGGACACUGACAUUGGUGAAGAAAUUUCCAGUUCUAUUCCCAAAAACUGCAAUAGUUUAAACACGUUGGGUCCUAAACAGCUUGUUGUUUCUUCUGUUCCCCAUGUGUCCAUUAGUACUGCUGGCUCCCUAAGUUCAGCAGCAACUCCUGUAUCAAGGAGUUCUCCAAAAAUCAAAGAUCCAAGACUUCGGGUCUUAAAUAACCCCCCAUCCCAAAGUUUCAACCUUGGAGUUGUUCCAGCUAUGUCAAAUAAUGAAAAUAUAAUUGUAGGUUUUGGGGAAAUGGUGGGAUCAAGAAAGCAGAGGACAGUCGAUGAACCUAUUCUUGGUGGUCCAGCAAUAAAAAGGCAUAAAAGUGAGCAGACAGACUCUGUUAUCAUCUCUAGUACUCCAUCUUAUACUGGGGGAGGUGGUUGGUCAGGAGUUAGAGGGGAUGGGUUUCCAGUUACUAAUAAUAACCUUCUCUUAAAGUCCAUGAAGGAUGUUAGUAAUUUGGAACAAGUAACAACUGCUGUCACAGCUCCUCCCACUGCACUGAAUGCCACAGUAAAUGCUAUUGAGAAUAUACCCGCAACAACCGCAAGUAUCACAUCAACUACAAGUAUUGCAGCUACCUUGAGUGCUAUUGAGAAUAUACCUGCAACAACCACAAGUAUUGCAGCUACCUUGCAAUCUCUUUUAAAUGACAUUGCAGUAAAUCCAUCCACAUGGAUGGAUAGAUUUAAAAUGGGACAGCAGAGGUCUAUGGAGCCUUCCAAAAUCACAGCACAAUCCGUGAGCUCUUCUAAUAGUAGUUUGAGAGGCAUUCCGCCAAUGAAUGUGGCCCUUCCCCAAUCUUCCCCGACUGACCCCAGGCGGGGAGGAAUUCGUCAGGCUUCUCCGCAGAUAGCUACUCCAAAGGACGAUCUCGGGAAAAUCCGCAUGAAACCCCGUGACCCUCGGCGCAUCCUUCAUAACCCCUCAAUUCAAAAGGAUGAGAAAGCGGCUUUGGACCAAACUGGUGGUUUAAUUGCCAAAGUCCAGGUUGAACAGUUGGAUAAGAAGCCUGCAUUGGUCAAUUCCUCUGCUGCACCCGAUAUAUCUCACUUAUUUACUAAGAACUUGAAAAAUAUUGCCGACAUGAUCUCUGUUUCUCAACCACUUGUCUUCUCACCUCUAGCUUCUCAAAGUCCUCCAUCACAACAUACUCCUGUUUCUCAAGGUAAGUUGGAAGUGAAGGCAGUAGUUUCGGAUUCAAGCCAACUCCCAUCAUCUGAAGUGGCUUCUGUAAUCCACUCUCGACCUCAGAGCAGUUGGGGAGAUGUCGAGCAUCUCUUUGAAGGUUUUGAUGACCAGCAGAAAGCUGCUAUCCAGAGAGAAAGGGCAAGAAGGAUAGAAGAACAAAAGAAAAUGUUUUCAGCAAAAAAGCUUUCCCUUGUCUUGGAUCUGGAUCAUACUUUACUGAAUUCAGCUAAGUUUGUUGAAGUAGAUCCAGUACACGAUGAAAUUUUGAGGAAAAAAGAAGAACAGGAGCGUGAAAAGCCUAAGAGGCAUCUAUUCAGAUUUCCUCAUAUGGCAAUGUGGACUAAGUUACGACCAGGGAUCUGGAACUUUUUGGAGAAGGCUAGCAAGCUUUUUGAGCUACACCUCUACACAAUGGGAAACAAACUUUAUGCGACCGAGAUGGCAAAACUACUUGAUCCAAAAGGUGAUAUGUUUUCUGGAAGAGUUGUAUCCAGAGGCGAUGAUGCAGAUCUCAUUGAUGGUGAUGAAAGGGUGGUUCCUAAGAGCAAAGACCUGGAGGGUGUUUUGGGGAUGGAAUCAUCUGUUGUGAUUAUUGAUGAUUCUGUGAGAGUUUGGCCUCAUAACAAACUAAAUCUUAUUGUUGUGGAAAGGUAUAUUUACUUCCCUUGCAGUAGGCGCCAGUUUGGCCUACCAGGCCCCUCUCUUCUUGAGAUUGAUCAUGAUGAGAGACCUGAAGCUGGGACUUUGGCAUCUUCUUUGGCGGUCAUUGAAAAAAUCCAUCAGAUGUUUUUUGAGCAUCCAUCCUUGGAUGAAGCUGAUGUCAGGAACAUCUUAGCCACAGAACAAAGACGGAUACUUUCUGGGUGCCGGAUUGUCUUCAGUAGGGUUUUUCCCGUUGGAGAAGCUAAUCCACACUUGCAUCCGUUGUGGCAAACCGCCGAACAGUUUGGUGCUGUGUGUACAAACCAGAUUGAUGAGAAGGUGACCCAUGUAGUUGCCAAUUCUCUUGGCACUGAUAAGGUCAACUGGGCUCUUGCUACUGGAAGAUUUGUCGUUCAUCCUGGCUGGGUGGAGGCAUCAGCUUUGCUCUAUCGGAGAGCAAAUGAACACGACUUUGCAAUUAAAUCAUAAACGAACAAAAAAUUCCUCACACCUGAUAAAAAAUUCUGACGCGUAAAAUCCCACAAGUGUGAGAUAUGAGUUGGGGAAAACCAGUCAAGUCAGUCUGCCCAAAACUGAAUGAACCAUCCAACCCUAUCCGACCCUUGUUCCUCUUCCUAUCCUUUUUCACCGAAUGAAAGAAUCGUAAACAAGAGAAAAAGUCGGCUUAGGGGUAUAGAAGUCCUGCUAUCCCCCUAGUGUAUAAUAGGAUUGGUUCUAGACAGAAUUAAGAUGGGAAAUGCAGCUGGUUGACCUGCGAAGGGUGUCAGACCUGAACUUUAUAGAAGCAUACUUGCCAUCAUGCCAUGGCUGAUGUCUUUGGUCAUAAUUUUAAAAAGGAAAUAGAUCCCAUUUUUAGUGGUGUGGAGAUAGAGGGAAUCAUUCUUACACAAGAGUCAAGAUGUCACUACUGAGUGAAGGGUGGCAGUGACUGGAUAAUUGUUUACUGCAUAAAUUGGGGACUGUUGAGGAGCCAGCCAAGCCAUGCUCCAUAAUAGUCCCAGGUCAAAUGGGCUGAGCAAAUACAAACACAAAGAAGAAUACGCCUGAUUCAAUUUUUAAUUAAAAAAUCUCAUCUCUUUUGCUUUUUUUCAUACAAAUUUUUUGCAUGACGCCAAUUAAUGUGAAAUAGCUAUAAUGGUUGUUUUUUAAAAACCCGACUAAUAUCCGAAGAUUAGCAGUGAGAAUAUUAGGUUCUUUAAAGUGAUUGAUUGAUGGGGGCUGAGUCUCCUUAAUUCCAAACUUUGCUUUGUCAAAUUGGUCUUUGUCUACUGGACUACUGCUGUGCAAAUUGGGAGAGCCUAUAUGCGAUUUUAGCCUCGAAGUAUCAGAAGAAAAACGUAGAAAGUCGAAUAGGUUCUAUGGUCCGCUUCAAGCAAUACAAAUUACUUCGUUUAAAAAAGUACUAGUAUUUCUUUAACAAAAUAAAGAUAAUAAUUUUGCCUUUGUCCCAAAUUAUUUGUUACAUAUUGUUCUUUACACAAGGCAAUUUUCUUAAUCAGUAUGCUAAUUAAGUCAUAAUAAGAGAUAGGCAUGGACCAGGGCCGGUUCGGGCCUGGGCCUGGUUCGGGCCUGGGCCCGGCCAGGCCUCGAUCGGUUCAGGAAAGGGGAGGCCCGGAACCGGCCCGGGUAAACCCCGGGUCCGGGCCGGGCCUCGGUUCAAUUUUUUUUUUUUUUUUGCCUUUUCCUAAUUAACCCCUAACCACCCCCCUCACCCCCAAACCAUCUCAAAUGAUCAAAAAUAUUCAGCCCAACCCAAAAACUUAAAAAAAAAUUCAAAAAAAAAAAAGAAAAAUAAAUAAAAUGGCCCGGACUGGGCCCGAACCGGCCGGGCCGAUUCACGUAUUGAGGGACCCGAGCCCGCACCGGAACCCCAACAGGUCAGGCCUACCCGAACCGGUCACUGACCGGGCCACCGGGCCGGGCCGGAACAGUGCUGGUUCAAGCCGGUUCCGGGUCGGGCCAUCCGGCCCGAGUCCAACCCUAAUAAGAGAUGAUCAUGAGACACAGAGUGAUAGAAAUACUUGGAGCUCUUCAAUUAUACGUAUUCAACUUGAACAAUAUUUGAAAAUGUUCCUUAAAUUUAAAAAUGCUUUCUAUGAUUUGGGCACAAAUGUCAUUAUAGGCUUCCUUGCGUUGGACCACUAAGGCUUUGGAAUCAUAUGUUAAUAUGGGCUUCCUUGCAUUGGAUUACUUGGGCUUUGAACACAAAUUACACUACAAAAAAACACGGUAGUAGUCACGGACUUAGUCACGGACAGCAGUUCAAUUUUUCCGUGACUAAAUGAUGUAGUCACGGUCGCUGGCCGUGACUAAAUCCGUGACUUAAUGGGCGUGACUAAAUUGAAGUCACGUCCAACGAACCGUGACUAAAUUUAGUCACGGACUAGUCACGGUCAGAAGCCGUGACUAUAAUACCCGCCGGAACCCCACUCCGGCGUAUUAGUCACGGUCAGAAACCGUGACUAAGUUUUUUUUAAAAAUUAAUUUUAGUAGUCACGGCUUUGGACCGUGACUAAUAUUUCAAAUUUUCAAAAUUUGAGUAAAAAACCGCCCGCGGCGGUAAUUUAAAAUUUUGAAAUUAGUCACGGUUGUCGACCGUGACUAAUUAUUUUUUUAUUUAAAAAAAUAAUAAUUUCG
This is a messenger RNA of Cuscuta epithymum, 6094 nucleotides long. The record is from the annotation of a GenBank genome assembly. Lineage: Eukaryota; Viridiplantae; Streptophyta; Magnoliopsida; Solanales; Convolvulaceae.